Messenger RNA from Closterium sp. Naga37s-1, 1320 nucleotides. The record is from the annotation of a GenBank genome assembly. NCBI's taxonomy places the organism in Eukaryota, Viridiplantae, Streptophyta, Zygnematophyceae, Desmidiales, Closteriaceae.
AUGGCUCACAAAGUGGUAUCCGUUCUCGUUCUCUGCGUGCUUGCUAGCGCGACCAUCACUCACGGUGCUCGGCCAAUCACCCCCUCGACUCUUAGCGCAGAAACCGCAUCGCAGAGCCAAUCGCCCUUCUCCGCGUCGAGCCUCUUCCGCAUGGCCAUGUCCGCCUGGAACGACGGCGCUCAAGGCGCCAUCCUUCCCUCCGCUUCCGAAUCCGACGACUCCCAAGCUCUCGAGCCAACGAGCUCCACUGUCGUCGUUGCGCCCGAAGUCGCUCCGUUCGAGGAGGACGUGGAUCCCGCUGACGUGGCGGUGUCGCUCCCCGGAUCCGACAAUCUGAUCAUCUCCCGCGUGCACGUCAAGCCGGCGAAAAUCGCCGAACCGGCUGACGACACUGACGACAAUGGCGACAACAUGAUCGUCGAAGACGACGAUAACGAAGACAACAGUGACGACAACGAUGACGACGACGUCUUUUCGCGACUGAUCGCCAACGAAGAGAACGAGGAGGCCAGUCUCACGUCCGUCUCCCUGCCUGGUUCUGACAACGUCAUCGCCGCGAUCCACAAGCCCCGAAGCCACGUGGCUUCCAAGCCCAGGAGCAGCUUCAGCGUGUCGCUCCCGGGUUCCGACAAUGAGAUCGUCGCAUUCGGCGUUCCUGCGACGCUGGCGACUCGCAGCGUCGUCGUCGCAACGGACGUAGACGCGCUCCAGGCGGAGGCGACGAAGGAGGAGAGCGUCGUCGUCGCGAACGACGAAAAGGUGACCAAGGCCCAGGACGAUUCCACCUUCCACGUGUCGCUUCCUGGUUCGGACAACGAGAUUUGGGCCCGCAACGUGCCCCACAGGAAGAGCAACGUAGUGGCGAUUACCGACGAGUCGGAUCGCGAUUCAACCACCACCACCGCUACAGCCACUGCCACCACUGCUACCGCCUCGCUAUCCCCCAAGUCUGCUUCUGCUUCCUCUGCUGACGACAGCACUGCAUCCGUGUCGCUGCCCGGUUCCGACAAUGUGAUUCAGGCCUUCAACAUCCGUGGAAAUAAGAAAAAGGUCACCUCAUUUCAGAUGUCGCUUCCGGGUUCCGAUAAUGUUAUUACCGCGUAUGGCGUGCCCGAGAUGAAGGGGCUGACCGUUGUCGCCACGGAGGCCCCGGAAGUCGCAAAGCCUGCUGCUACAGAAACAAUGGCAACUGUUAACGAGGUCGCAGAGGUGAAUGCGACUACGGACGAUUUCUUCACGGUGUCGCUCCCUGGGUCCGACAACGUAAUCGCUGCACUGCACGUUCCCCAUAAGCGCAAAUUCGUUGUUGCGCAAGCGUAG